Molecule: messenger RNA, 1069 nt
Organism: Labeo rohita (rohu)
Lineage: Eukaryota; Metazoa; Chordata; Actinopteri; Cypriniformes; Cyprinidae
Gene: tmem221
Product: transmembrane protein 221
Exons: 3
Coding region: 194-1057 (287 amino acids)
Source: RefSeq, a predicted model, not a curated record
ACAGCGGCACAAGAGCACACGCAUUCCACAGCAGCCUUUCGCGCAUCGUUUGUUUUCCUUGUCAAGAAACCCGCAAACAGAAAACACACUGGGAAGACAUCGAGGAAAAGUGGAAAAACAUCAUUUUUGAUGGACUAUUGCGAGUUUAGCAGUUUGUUUACAUAGUAAAUCGGGCAUUUAUUCACUGUCGGACAUGACGCAUUCCUACAGUCAACGUUCUCUCGUAGUACUCGCGUUUUUAGGGAUUCUGUCCGCAAUAAUGUCCGUAUUGUCCGUCAUUUUGAUCUUCCAGCUUCAAACGCAACAGGCUGUUAUAAAUGAUUCGCCUACUUUCGGCUCGAGUGAGAUCACAGCUGUGUUAAUGCCCGUUUCUACGGUCCUCUCAGCCUUGUCUUUGACACUCAACUUGAGCUCUGUUGUUGUGUGUUUGCUUCACAGCUAUUUCGCUACUGAAAUAUGCCGAGGAGAACCAGAUACACAAAGGGCUGACUGGUUUCUAUUGGAUAGCAGGGUUGUCCGGCAUGUGACCAUUGGACUGUUUUGCCUCGGAGUUUCAGUUUACUUAGCUGCCAUGUCUAUUUACAUGUUAUUGGUGUUUGAAGUCGAGACGGGCAUAGCCAGCGUGUGCGUGCUCUCCUCCGGUGUCCUCGUCCUGCUACUCAUCGUUAUUCACUCUCUAAUACGGGCUGCACAUACAGCCAAACACUUCCGCAACGAACAUGCCCACACCAUGUACCACAAUAACCCUGAAAACAUUGCUGGAAUCCGUACGUCAAACCUAAGCAUUGCGGAAAAGCCACGGAGGCAGCACAGCUUAGCCAGCCUGCAUAGCCAUUUCAUCAACCCGGCUCACGUUGAUACUAAAUCACAGUACUCGCCAUCCAACAGCCAUGAUAAGGAUAGCUACGGUGGUGGUGGGAUCGGACGGACGCAUCGGACACUUUCGUCAGAGUCCGGCCUGUUUCAAGCACAGGCCAAACCCUGGAAUGGGGUCAACAGCGAGAUGAGAUCUGUACUUGCUCGCAAAGCCACGAUCAAGGAUUCAACUUUAGUAUGAAUGGUAACUAAU